Molecule: messenger RNA, 996 nt
Organism: Amoebophrya sp. A25
Lineage: Eukaryota; Dinophyceae; Syndiniales; Amoebophryaceae
Source: the annotation of a GenBank genome assembly
UGAAGAUACAACUGCUAGAAUUCCAGGCGAAGAAUUUGUUGUUGGUUAAUAACUCGAUUUUUCGUUGAUUGAAUCAGUAGCUUUUCAGACAUUUGUAUUAUAUAAUGAGACAUUGUUCCAAUGUUGUUUUGCUAUGGUGUUUGAGAAAGGAUCAUCGUGGCAACUGCUAGACCAUAAAAAUUAUUUUGUCAUUUUUUUUUGGAUGUUUGGCUAGUGGGUAUGACACGUUCUGCUCGGUGACCAGUCAUUGAAGUUGCCGUUUUUCAACCUCUCCAUGAAUAUAUAGUAAAUAUCGAUGCAUGUUGGUCGAUGUUCGCAGUUUUCUCAACAAGUUCCAGUUCUUAUACACUCAGAUCUUUUUCUUUCUACAGGAUCGAGUGCAUGCCACCGACGCUGAAAAACUCAAAAACAUACACACUACAUUUGCUGUGUACACUACGACUAGUACUUGUGCAGUCAUUUUAUUCCCUUUCUGCUGUUCCACCCUCAUUGUUGUCCUGUGAUGUUGAUUGGAGAGGUACCAAAAUACUUACCUUUUGCAAGUAGUUACGCUUUUGUAGGUAUAACUAACUAGAUCCGUGGAGGUAAAGGGUGAGUAGCUACCUUGCUUACUUAAAUGCACACUUUUUUCUAACGGGAUACAGAGUUUUACAUUUAAGAAACGUUUCAGAUAGAAACUGCAUCAGAUCAAGAAGAUCGGCGGUAGACUCCGGUAUGCACGCUCAACGCAAUAUAUCCGAUGUGAUGAUUUACAAAGUUUACUUGGUGAAAAACAAAAACUAUGGCGUUGUACGUGUACCUUCAACAUUUUCCGUGCUUCCACUUUCUCGUUGAGAACUUGGAUCUUGUUUAUCGAAUGUUGCAAGCGCAACCUUUUUUCUCCUUCUUUUAUCGUGUUGAUACAGGUAAAGCCCAGAUCCACUAUUUAUGCAAUUUGAAAUCAAUGGGUCGUUGAAACCUGCCUCGAUUUUCUGAAAUUUAAUUUGUAUCUUACUG